AUGGCUCACCGCAGUAGUUCUAGCUUCAAAAAUUUUAGUUCUUCCUCUAUGCCAAGGAAUGUGUGUAGGCCUACUGUGGGCUCUUCAAGAAGCCACAGUGGCUCAAGGAUGCAGGCCCAGUACAGCAGCAGAAGUGCCUAUAAUGUUGGAGGAACAAGAAAAAUUUCUGUUGCAGGUUGUAAUACAGGAAUGAGUGCAUAUGGGGGAGCUGGUAUGGGUGGUGGAUAUGGUAGUGGUAUGGGUUCUGGCUUGGGCAGAUCUGUUUUUGGAGGUGCUGGUUUUGGUGGAUCUUCCUUUGGACCAAGUGGAUAUGGAACCAUUACAAACGUAACUGUCAACCAAAGUCUUCUGACCCCCUUGAAUUUGGAGAUUGAUCCAAAUAUCCAGAAAGUACGGAAAGAGGAGAAGGAACAGAUCAAGUCACUGAACAACAAAUUUGCUUCUUUUAUUGACAAGGUGCGAUUUUUAGAACAGCAGAAUAAGAUGUUGGAGACAAAAUGGGCUUUCCUACAAGAGCACAAAAAUGUGAAAAGCAAUAUUGAACCACUUUUUGAGAACUACAUAACCAACCUCAGACGCCAGUUGGAUUCUUUCGUAUGUGAGAAGUCACGACUUGAAGGAGAAAAGAGGACUAUGGAAGAGUUAGUUGAAGAUUUCAAGAGAAAGUACGAAGAUGAACUCAACAAGCGUACAACAGCAGAAAAUCAAUUUGUAGUACUGAAACGGGAUGUUGAUGCAGCAUUUAUGAGCAAAACUGACUUACAAUCAAAGGUUGAUUCCUUGACUGAUGAGAUCAACUUCACAAGGGCCAUUUAUGAGAUGGAAAUUUGCCAACUGGAAUCUCAAAUAUCUGACACUUCAGUUAUUGUGUCGAUGGAUAACAGCAGAGACCUUGAUAUGGAUUGUAUCAUCAAUGAAGUCAAGGCCCAAUAUGAAGAGAUUGCCAAGAACAGCAGAGCUGAGGCUGAAUCCUGGUAUCAAUCAAAAUAUGAAGAGCUAAAGAAUGCAGCAGGAAAGCAUGGAGAUGAUCUGAGAAACACCAAAAACGAAAUUGCCGAUCUCAACAGACUUAUUAACAGACUCAAAGGAGAGAUCGAAAAUGCAAAGGCUCAGAAAGCCAAACUUGAGGCUGCCAUAGCUGAGGCUGAGGAGCGUGGAGAGAUGGCUGUCAAGGAUGCCAAAGAAAAACUCUCCGAACUUGAGGAUGCUCUACAGAAGGCCAAGCAGGAUAUGGCCCGUCAACUAAGAGAGUACCAAGAACUGAUGAAUGUUAAACUGGCUCUGGAUCUUGAGAUCGCCACCUACAGGAAACUGUUGGAAGGAGAAGAGUGCUGGAUUUCUGGAGAAUGUGCUGGCCCUGUUAAAAUAUCUGUUGUUUCAUCUACCAUUGGAAGUUCAGCCAGUGCAGGUGGCAUGCACCAUGAAGGAGGAAUGAGCUCUAGUGGUGGAGCCAGCAUCAGUGGAGGAAUGAGUGGCGGCCGCUACAGUGGCGGAAAUACUGCUAGUUCUGUCAGUGGAAAUACCAGCAGAGGAUACAGCUCUGGGUCAGGAUAUAACAGCAACUCAACUAUGACCACAACUAGAACAACCUCAUCAACUACCAGAAAAAUGUAA
Messenger RNA from Hyla sarda, 1614 nucleotides. Its product is annotated as keratin, type II cytoskeletal cochleal-like. Bases 1 to 1614 code for a protein of 537 amino acids. Gene Ontology annotation, biological process: intermediate filament organization; keratinization. The record is from RefSeq and is a predicted model, not a curated record. Gene Ontology annotation, molecular function: structural constituent of skin epidermis. Lineage: Eukaryota; Metazoa; Chordata; Amphibia; Anura; Hylidae. The transcript has 9 exons. Gene Ontology annotation, cellular component: keratin filament.